Lontra canadensis (Northern American river otter) is the source of this 2317-nucleotide messenger RNA. It is a transcript of the gene GCM1, whose product is annotated as glial cells missing transcription factor 1. Gene Ontology annotation, molecular function: RNA polymerase II cis-regulatory region sequence-specific DNA binding; DNA-binding transcription activator activity, RNA polymerase II-specific. The record is from RefSeq and is a predicted model, not a curated record. The transcript has 6 exons. NCBI's taxonomy places the organism in Eukaryota, Metazoa, Chordata, Mammalia, Carnivora, Mustelidae. Gene Ontology annotation, biological process: gliogenesis; regulation of transcription by RNA polymerase II; cell differentiation involved in embryonic placenta development. Gene Ontology annotation, cellular component: nucleus. Bases 212 to 1537 code for a protein of 441 amino acids.
AGAAAAUGACCAGAACCUGCUGGGACCUGAACCAGAGAUGAAAUUUUUAUGACACGGUGUUGUCUGCAUCUCCGUAAGAAGUCAGAAGUGUCAGAAAACAGUCUCCAGGUCUAAGCUACUGAGUCAAGAGUGCAUUGAUCCGACUGUAGGAAACACCUUUGAGAGGCAGAUUCCUCACCAUUUCUGUGGGAAAUUGAGUAGAAGGAACCCUAUGGCUGACCUAACUGUCAUGGCGCCUGAAGACCUUGAUUCCGAGGACAAGGAGAUGUUAAGCUGGGAUAUUAACGAUCUGAAACUGCCACAGAAUGUGAAAAAGACCGACUGGUUCCAGGAAUGGCCCGAUUCCUACGAGAAGCACAUCUACAGCUCAGAGGACAGGAAUGCGCAGCGGCACCUGAGCAGCUGGGCCAUGCGCAACACCAACAACCACAACUCCCGCAUCCUCAAGAAGUCCUGCCUGGGCGUGGUGGUGUGCAGCCGUGACUGCUCUGCAGAGGAGGGCCGCAAGAUCUACCUGCGACCCGCCAUCUGCGACAAAGCCCGGCAGAAGCAGCAGAGGAAACGCUGUCCAAACUGCGACGGGCCUCUGAAGCUCAUUCCUUGCCGAGGCCAUGGGGGCUUCCCGGUCACCAACUUCUGGAGGCACGACGGACGCUUCAUAUUCUUCCAGUCAAAGGGAGAGCAUGAUCAUCCAAAACCAGAAACCAAAUUGGAAGCCGAGGCAAGAAGAACAAUGAAAAAAGCACACGUGGCAUCUGCCUCUGUCCCCUUAAAGCUGAAGGAGAGCCCAGAGACAAAGUCUCUUCCAGGUGAAACCCAAAGUUGGGGAAGUUUUCCUUUAACUUGGUCUUUCCAGGAGGGCGUCCAGUUGCCCAGUAGUUACAAUGGACGUUUAAUAGCUAACACUCCCCAGCAGAAGUCUCUGAAUGAUUGCUUGUUCUUCUCCAAGAGCUGUUGCUUGGGGGGAACCACUGACCUGGCAGACCCCACCUCCACCUUGGUCCCCACUAAGCUCUAUGACAAAUGCAAACUGUCCAGUAGUUGGAUCUGUAAUGGUGGGGACCUGCUUCAUCCUGUUUCCGGAGUCUUCUCUGACUACGGUGAUCGGCAAACAUGGAAUAUAAAUACUGCCUUGGGGAGACAGUCUCUUAAUGACAACUGUUGUCCCAGUUACCCUUUCCCUCUGACCAGCUGGCCUUAUGACUUCUCCCCUUCCCAGAGCUCUGCAGAACCCUUUCCCCAGCAGAUUCCAGUGGAACCGCCUGCGGCCGAAAGUAGCUGUCACCCACUAUGGCCUAAUCCAGGGGGUGAGCUUUAUGAAGAGAGGCUGCAUGUGGAUUUUAACAGCUGCUGCCCUUCCUCCACAUGCCACUCACCUCAGGAAGACCCCUUUCUCCUUGCCUACGCCUCCCAUCCCCACCACCAAUACUCACUGACAGGCAAGAGCAGCAAAUGGGAUUUUGAUGAAGACAUGAGGGGCGUGGGUUUGGAUCAUUACAGCAAUGAGAUGCUUCUAAACCUCUGUCCUUUAAGAUGAUCCAAACUGAAAACCUGUACACUAUUAGCAGGACUACAAUUUAGUGCAUACUCUCUGGAAAACAGUAUGGAAGGUUCCUUAGAAAACUCAAAGUAGAACUACCUGCACUCCCGUGGUCAUUGCAGCAGCAUUCACAAUAGCCAAAGUAUGGAAACUGCCUAAGUGUCCAUCAGCAGAGGAAUGGAUAAAGAAAAUACGGUGUGUGGUGUAUAUUUAUAUAUAUAUACACACAUAUACAGUGGACUCUAUUACUCAGCCUCACAAAAGUGAGGAAAUCCUACCAUUUGUGACAACAUGGAUGGACCUUGAGGGCAUUAUGUUAAGUGAAAUAAGUCAGACAGAAAAAGACAAAUACUGUGAACUCAUUUACAUGUGGAAUCUAAAAAAACCCAGACUCAUAAAAACAGAUCAGAUUGGGGUUGCCAGAGGUUGUUGGGGGAGGGCGGGAGUCAUGGUGGGGAAUUGGGUGAAGGCAAUCAAAAGAUAACGAAACUUCCAGUUUUAAGAUAAAUGUACAUUUAUGUAAUUUUGGAAGCUGUAAUGUACAACAUGAUGACUCUGGUUAGCAGUAUUGUAUUGCAUGUUGGGAAGUUGCUGAGAGUAGAUCUUAAAUGUUCCUACAACAGGGAAAAAAUGUGUAAUUAUGUGAAGCAAUGGAUAUUAACUUAUUGUGGUAAAAAAUUUGGCAGCAAAUACAUAUAUCGGGUCAUUAUGUUUUACAUCUUAAACUUAUACAAUGUUAUAUGUUAAUUAUAUCAAUAAAACUGGAAGAAAAAAAAA